Protopterus annectens (West African lungfish) is the source of this 798-nucleotide messenger RNA. RefSeq names its product MyoD family inhibitor domain containing (gene MDFIC). Bases 46 to 690 code for a protein of 214 amino acids. The record is from RefSeq and is a predicted model, not a curated record. The transcript has 4 exons. Lineage: Eukaryota; Metazoa; Chordata; Ceratodontiformes; Protopteridae.
GAGCAGUGUGACAGAGUUAUUGAAACUAAAAGAGAUGGCACUGAAAUGAAAACACCACAGUCAUCAAAUAACAAUCAAAGCACAGAAACCAGGACACCAAACCAAAAUACCUGGGACACAAACACUGACGGUGACCUCAUCAGAACUCAACCUCAGCCUCUUCCAAAGCCAAAAAAUUUUGCUGUAGAAAAUAUUGAUGGAGAAACUGACAAGUUGCAAAAUGGCCAUGCAGCUCUGAGUAAUGGGAAAGGAAUGCACAACGGGGUCACACAUGGUGAUGCAGAACAUAGAAAACAUUCAGCGCCAGUUUCUGAAAAAAUGCACAGAAAACUUCAGUCCAGUCUCUCAGUAAGUAGUGACAGCAGUAAAAGAAGCAAAGCAAGUUCGAAUUCACAAAAGCCUGGAACAUCUCCUGAAGACUGCUGUGCUUCUUUGGUUCUUGCCUGUCUCUUCUGUCAGUGCCUGGAAUACUGCAUGGGCCUUCUCCAUCGCCUCUGCUCCUGCCUGCAUGAUGGUACUAGCUCCUGCUGUGACUGCUGUUGCUUUUGCUGUGUGGGCAUCGAGGAAGCCCCUGCUGAGGACCUCAACUGCCACUUAAAAUGUGAUUUUACCUUCUUUGAGUCUUGCUGUGAUCCAGCUGAGUGCCUGGAGAUUUGCAUUGAGUGUUCUGAAUUCUGCGAGUAUAGCUAGCCAAGACAGAACAGUGUCCAAGACUGCUGUGUACACUGCGUCCUGGCAUGCUUAUUCUGCGAGUUUCUUACUCUGUGCAACAUAGUAGUGGGCCAAGCCUCAUGUGGC